AUGUCUGCUACUACUACUACUGCUACUACAAUUAAUAAAAUUCAAAAAGAUUCAAUCCCAAUGGAAUCUUUUGAAUUAAUUAAUGACAAUAUGACUACUACUAAAUCAAAUACAAAUUUAGAAACUGAAAAAGGUUAUGCAUCACCUUUUCAAAUCCAUUCAAGUGUUUUGGAUUCCGUCUUCAGUACAAAUUUAGAUGGAAAAGAUGCCAUGAUUGAUCAUACUCCUAUGUUUGAUGAAUUAGAUUUUAUUGUUGAUGGUGCUAAAGUGAAUUCUAAAGAGGAUUGGGUUGCAUUGUUUGAUGAAGAUGUCAUUUUCAAUACGGUUGAUGGUGGAGAACAAGGUGAAGAAGAAUCGACCGAUAUUGUUAAUGAAUUUGAUGCUCCAAUUUUAUCUUUAGAUGCAACAAAUGACCAAGGUAUCAACAAUGAAGGUAUAUUUGAUGAUGAAUCAUUAUUACCACUUUUAAUUGAACCAUCUCCAAAUGGUUUAUCAGAUGAAACUAUAUCUGCUGCUACUACAUCUGCUUCAAGUCCAGAGUUGGAAUUGGCCAGUACAAUUGCUACAAGUAUUGUUACUUCAUCAACAAGUAAUAAAAGACCUUUUGCUGCCGUUGAUGAUGAUGAACCAAAUUACACAACAUCUAAACAUAAUCAUACUCAACAGCAACAAUUGUUUACUCCAAAUCCUUCAUCAACAUUACCAACUCCUCAAUUAGAUAUGAAAAAACCAUCAAAUAAAAAAUCAAAAGUUGAUCAUUUAGGAUGUGUAACUUAUUCUAAAAAACAAAGAUCUCAAUCUUUACAACCAAUUGCAUUUGAUGAAAUUGAAGAUAGUGCUGCAUUAAAAAGAGCUAAAAAUACAGAAGCUGCAAGAAGAUCAAGAGCUCGUAAAAUGGAAAGAAUGACACAAUUGGAAAAUAAAGUUGAAUCAUUGUUGGAUGAAAAUACUCGUCUUAGAAAUCUUUUGAAAUCUCAUGGAAUUUCAUGUUGA
Lodderomyces pseudojiufengensis is the source of this 993-nucleotide messenger RNA. It is a transcript of the gene GCN4, whose product is annotated as amino acid starvation-responsive transcription factor. The record is from RefSeq and is a predicted model, not a curated record. Gene Ontology annotation, molecular function: DNA-binding transcription factor activity, RNA polymerase II-specific; RNA polymerase II cis-regulatory region sequence-specific DNA binding. Gene Ontology annotation, cellular component: transcription regulator complex. Gene Ontology annotation, biological process: positive regulation of cellular response to amino acid starvation. The transcript has a single exon. The coding region runs from base 1 to 993 and encodes 330 amino acids. NCBI's taxonomy places the organism in Eukaryota, Fungi, Ascomycota, Pichiomycetes, Serinales, Debaryomycetaceae.